Messenger RNA from Lottia gigantea (owl limpet), 4373 nucleotides. RefSeq lists its product as hypothetical. The record is from RefSeq and is a predicted model, not a curated record. Lineage: Eukaryota; Metazoa; Mollusca; Gastropoda; Lottiidae. The coding region runs from base 72 to 2144 and encodes 690 amino acids. Gene Ontology annotation, molecular function: ATP hydrolysis activity; ATP binding; heat shock protein binding. Gene Ontology annotation, cellular component: mitochondrion; cytoplasm. Gene Ontology annotation, biological process: protein refolding; cellular response to unfolded protein. The transcript is spliced from 18 exons.
ACAAGGUUUACAUCACACACGUGCAGGCAAAGGGCAUUAUUUUCUGUAAGAUAUAACGCAAAAUAAAGAAAAUGUUCGCCGCUAAAAGAGUGUCAGGCCAAUGCCUGAAAAAGAGUGUCGUGUUUGUUCAUGGAAAUCAAAUGUCAGAACUUUUAAAGAAUCCUCUAUAUAAAAAUUUACUUGGUGAAUAUGGUUGGGUACACAGAAGAUUUAAGUCUGAUAAAGUCAAAGGUCAUGUUAUUGGAAUUGAUUUGGGUACAACAAACUCGUGUGUGGCACUCAUGGAAGGAAAAACUGCAAAAGUUUUAGAAAAUUCAGAAGGUUCAAGAACAACCCCAUCGGUCAUAGCUUUUACUAAGGAUGGAGAAAGAUUGGCUGGUAUGCCUGCUAAAAGACAAGCGGUAACCAAUGCUGCCAAUACCUUUUCGGCUACCAAACGUUUAAUUGGUCGUAAAUUCACUGAUCCUGAAGUUCAGAAAGACAUGAAAACUGUACCUUAUAAAAUUGUAAAAGCAUCAAAUGGUGAUGCAUGGUUAGAAGCUAAUGGUAAAGUAUAUUCUCCGUCACAAAUUGGUGCUUUUGUUCUUAUGAAGAUGAAAGAAACUGCAGAAAGUUAUCUAGGAAGUAAUGUUAAAAAUGCAGUUGUUACAGUACCAGCUUAUUUUAACGAUUCACAAAGACAGGCCACUAAAGAUGCUGGUCAGAUAUCUGGAUUAAAUGUUUUAAGAGUAAUUAAUGAACCCACUGCAGCUGCUUUAGCUUAUGGUAUGGAUAAAACAGAAGAUAAAUUAAUAGCAGUGUAUGAUUUGGGAGGUGGUACAUUUGAUAUCUCUAUAUUAGAGAUCCAGAAAGGUGUAUUUGAAGUCAAGUCGACCAAUGGAGAUACAUUCCUUGGUGGUGAAGAUUUUGAUAAUUUAUUGGUCAACUUUUUAUCUGCUGAAUUCAAAAGAGAUCAAGGAAUAGAUGUUUCUAAAGAUCCUAUGGCCAUGCAGAGAUUACGUGAAGCAGCUGAAAAGGCUAAAAUAGAAUUGUCCUCCUCACUCCAGACGGACAUCAACUUGCCCUAUUUAACAAUGGACGCCAGUGGACCAAAACACAUGAAUUUAAAGAUGUCCAGAUCGAAAUUGGAGUCAUUAGUUGAUGGCUUAAUCAAGAGAACAGUUGGUCCAUGUCAGAAAGCUUUACAGGAUGCUGAAGUUAAGAAAUCUGAUAUUGGUGAAGUAAUUCUUGUUGGUGGUAUGACAAGAAUGCCCAAGGUGCAAUCUACAGUACAAGAAUUAUUUGGAAGACAGCCUAGUAAAUCAGUUAAUCCUGAUGAAGCUGUGGCUAUUGGUGCUGCUAUUCAGGGUGGUGUUUUAGCUGGUGAUGUAACUGAUGUGUUAUUAUUAGAUGUUACACCAUUAUCAUUAGGUAUUGAAACAUUAGGUGGUGUCUUUACCAAACUCAUUAAUCGUAAUACUACAAUCCCAACUAAGAAGAGUCAAGUGUUUUCAACAGCAGCUGAUGGACAAACCCAGGUAGAGAUUAAAGUAGGUCAAGGUGAAAGAGAAAUGGCAGGUGAUAAUAAACUACUUGGUCAAUUUUCAUUGGUUGGUAUCCCUCCAUCACCACGAGGUGUACCUCAGAUUGAAGUAACAUUUGAUAUUGAUGCUAAUGGUAUUGUUAAUGUAUCAGCUAGAGACAAGGGUACAGGCAAAGAACAACAGAUUGUUAUUCAAUCAUCUGGUGGAUUAUCUAAAGAUGAAAUAGAAAAUAUGGUGAAGAAUGCUGAAGCUCAUGCAGAAGAAGAUAGGAAAAAGAAGGAUAUCAUUGAAGCUGUUAAUCAAGCUGAUUCUAUCAUACAUGAUACUGAAACUAAAAUAACAGAAUAUAAAGAUCAACUUCCAUCAGAAGAGUGUGAUAGUAUUAGAACUAAAAUAACUCAGUUAAGAGAAGUACUAGCUAAUAAAGACAGUGAAACACCAGAAAGAAUAAAGGAAGUGACCAAUGACUUACAGAAAGAUUCAUUAAAACUCUUUGAAACUGCCUACAAGAAGAUGGCAGCUGAACGAGAACAACAGUCAGCCAAUCAAAGUUCAACAACUGAAGAACCUAAAGCAGAAGAUGAGACAAAGUCUGAAGAGAAGAAAGAAGAGAAAAACUAACUUAUCAUUUAUAAACACCAGUGUUUUGUGUUAAUUCAUUAUCAUUGUAUCAAGUUAUAAUAUCUUGGACCAUCUACAGUGUUAUAGUUCUAAAUUCAAUUCAGGGCUUGCUAUUCAAAUUCACUAAUAAUGAAAAUUUAUAGAUUGUAGAGAAAGCUAUAGAAUUUUGAUAUCUAACUGAUAAUUUCAAACAAAAAUAAAAUUUUGUUUAUGGACAAUCCGUUAUGUUAUUGUUUAGAACAAAAGAAAUGAAAAAAAUAAUUAAUGAGCUCGAAAUUUUGUAUUAAGAACCAUAAAUAUAGGCCAAAUUAUCUAACUACUGUAUGUAAUGAGUCUAUUUUGACCAGGCAAAUGUCUUUUGAAAUUAAGAGUGUCCAUUAACGCUCUUAAGACCCAUAAAAUAAUUUGAGUAACAAUAAGUUUAACUUGUAUGUUAUUCAAUCCAAAAAUUACCUAAAAAAACUAAAAAAAAAACGAUACUAGAACUACAUCUGGGUGUAAGUUAGUUUCAUUUGUCAUUUUGAAUGUAGAUAGUUAAUAAUGUUGUAUGAACAAAUUUGAAAUCUUUUGUCGAUUCCACAAGAGUGGUUAAAAUUAGACCAAACUUUCGUUUUUUUUUUUUUAUUAGGUCUUAUUUUGAAUAUAGCCACUUAAGUUAGGGUCUAACGACAACCCCCUUGAAUGUUCUUCAAAUAACCUUUUGACCUACCUCAAUGAUGUCUGCUUUAACUAAUCAAAUUUCAAGGCUGGUAUAUUGUGACGUAGUUUUUAUCAGGUUAGGUCAAAAGGUUAAUUUAACGAAUGUUCAAGAGGGCUGUUGUUAAACCCCAACUGAAGUGGCUAUAUUAAGUAUUAAAGCUCAUGAAAAAAUUGAAUGAAAGUUUGGUCUGAUAUUAAUGAGGCUGAUUCUACCGCAAAAAAUUACGUCUGAGAAUCUAAUGAAAUAUCAGAAUGGAGCUUUUGGGCAUUUAUUUGAGAUUUCAGGUUUGUUCAGUACAUCUUAGAUUUUCAUAUUAAAGCAUUUAUCCUAGUAUGUGUGUGUGAAAGUUUGUAAGAUAUUAUAGAGUAUUCAUUGGUUAAACAUAGUCAGAAAAUUAAGGAGAUGAUUGGUACAAAUUGACGGAUCCUUUUCCAAAUUUCAUUGCAUGUAAAUCAUAUUAUGAAGAUGGGUUAUUUAUAACUAAUUUAUGUUAUUUUUCACAGAAUGGGUAUGCUACACAAGUUAGUUAAAUAUAACCUGAUUUGGCAGAGAUUGGACAAUUGUUGGGUAUAUAAUAUGAAUUGCACUGAUUUAGAAAGAAAAAAAAACCUCUUGCAUAAAAUACUGUAUUUUGUGGUAGUCUAUCUCUUAUUGAAAGUAGGAUCUGCUUGAGUUAGUGUCAUAGCUUAAGGGAUCUAAUAUAUUGUCCAGAAUAUGGAGACCCUUAAGGUGCCCUCACAUCACAGUGAUUACCAGUUUCGUAUGGUGUGAAUAAUGGAAGUGGCCACGAUUUCUGAACACAACUGGCAACUCAAUUGCAUGAGAAUUUCAUUCAAAACUUAAAAACGCUAUUCUGAUUUGCAACCAUACACAGCUGGUGAUCAUCCUUUGAUAGAUAUUUUUGACGGUUAUUUUCUGGUUAUAUAAAGCCACAAUGUUUGAACUUAUUGUCUAUUUUGGGAAGAUUCUCUCGUCUUUGCAGAUGCAGGAAAUUCUUAUAACCGUCAAAGAUAUUUGAGGCUAGUAAGAGUCUUUAAGAGAUUGUAAAGAGGUUUUCUGAACUUCUUUUGUGUAACAGUGACAGUGACAGUAUCAAUUUGUACUAUUGCAAUUUUCAAUCAGACGACUGUUCUCGCAAUUCCACUAAAACUAAGUAUUUGAUGAAGUCACUAAUCGCAAAAUAAGCUUUAUCACAUUCACGACUUCACGAUUAGUGAUGUCAUAAAAUGUGUUUAUGGAAUUUGAUGAACUACAGACAUCUGAUUGAAAAUUGGAAUGGUGCACAUCAAUUUAUCAGUGUCCCAGAUUCACAUAACUUCUUUACAAUCCCUUUAACAUAUAGCUUUACUCAGUGCUAGAAUAUUCACAAACUUUCUUGUUAGAUAUAUAAUCAGUUUUGUGUUGUAUUCAAUUUAAUGAAUCAAAAUUUAUGGAGUAAAAUUUAGUAUGAAUAUUUUUAAGAAUUAUUUUUUGUUUGACCACAUGUUAAUUAUAAAAUCGAAUCAUCUAAAAAAUAAAACUAGAAAAUU